Molecule: messenger RNA, 4143 nt
Organism: Octopus sinensis (East Asian common octopus)
Lineage: Eukaryota; Metazoa; Mollusca; Cephalopoda; Octopoda; Octopodidae
Product: membrane-bound transcription factor site-1 protease
Exons: 30
Coding region: 587-3781 (1064 amino acids)
Biological process (GO): proteolysis
Cellular component (GO): Golgi apparatus
Molecular function (GO): serine-type endopeptidase activity
Source: RefSeq, a predicted model, not a curated record
UUAUAUUUUGUUUUGACCAAUGAGAACCGUCGGCAAGUUACAGCAAUCGGCCAAUCACAACCCUCCGUACAAAAUCCAUUAUGGUAGACUGUUACUCGGCUUUCUUUCGUUCUAAACUCUGAAAUAUGAUGGAAAUUUUUGAUGCUGGAUAGUUAGUGAAUCCAAAGACUAAAAAAUGGAAAACCUUAAAUAUCCUUUCUUCAAAUUUCUAUGGUUGGAAUUUCAACGGAAAAAAAAUUAUCCACUCAUAAUCAGAACAAAUGAAUGGAGAGGAAUUCUCAAAUAGUAUCAAGAAAUUCUAAUUGGAAAUAUUCCCAACAAAGACCUUUAUACACACACACACACACAUACACAUACACACAUAUAAUAUAUAUUUUGUUAUUUUCAUCUGUUGUAUAGUUUAUUUCCUAAUAAUGUAACCACAGUCAGCUUCUUACAAAAAAAAAAAAGGAAAACAAACAAAAAAAAACCCCAACUUAUUCUGCUGUCAUUGUUAUCAUUUGUUGUUUAAUUUGUUGCCAUUGUUACUCCAUCACCAAGCUUUUAUUUAGCUACUCUCAAGUACUGCAAGGUUUUACUUGUAGCUAUGGGGAGAAAACGAUGUCCAUUUUCACAGUCGACACUUCUUGGGAGAAAAGGAUUUCAACUGAUAAAGUUGAUUCUGUUUCUGCUCUGUCUCUGUCUAGUUCAAUCUGAAGAAAAUUUUGCUGAUAUUUUGCAACAAAAUCAGUGUAACAUAUCAACAAGUUCGGAUCAUCAUCAUGUCCAAGUGGAUUUCAGCACUUCUACUCUUGAAAACGAAUAUAUUGUGUCUUUCAAUGGUUAUUAUAAAUUUAUGGCCCGGAAAAGGUUCAUCGAUGCAGCUUUGUAUGAUUCUGGCGUGAUUUCUUGGAAGAUUCUUCCCCGAGAUAAUCCUGCUCAUGAAUAUCCUAGUGAUUUUGAUGUUGUUAAGAUCAAUGAUAAGAAUAAAAAUGGUGUUGAUGCUCUAUUGAACCAUCCUGUUGUCAAAAGGGUCACUCCACACAAAAUGGUAACACGAUCUCUAAAAUUUAUACCAGUGAAGGAGAAAAAGAAAAAUAAUGCAACAAAUAACAACUCAGAAUGGGCUUCAAACUUUCAUAUGUUGCGAAGAUUACAUCAUAAAGGAUUGUCUGGCACGUCAGUAUUUUAUCCAAAACAUAAUAUGAAAUCUCGGCAGUUACUAAGGGCAGCUCCUAAACAAAUAACAUAUGCUUUGCAGGCUGAAGAACUAUGGAAUAUGGGAUUUACUGGAGCUGGAGUGAAAGUUGCUAUAUUUGACACCGGUUUAGAUGAAAAUCACCAACAUUUUAAAAAGGGUCGGAUUAAAGAUCGAACGAAUUGGACUCAUGAGAAAACCUUAGAUGAUGGUCUUGGACAUGGUACAUUUGUUGCUGGUGUUAUUGCCAGUUCAAAGCAAUGCUUAGGAUUUGCACCUGAUGCUGAUAUUUAUGUGUUUCGUGUGUUCACAAACAAUCAAGUUUCUUACACCUCUUGGUUCCUUGAUGCCUUCAACUAUGCAAUCUUGAAAAAAAUUGAUGUCUUGAAUCUGAGUAUUGGUGGUCCUGAUUUCAUGGAUCAUCCAUUUGUGGACAAAGUAUGGGAAUUAACUGCCAAUAAAGUCAUUAUGAUAUCUGCUAUAGGAAAUGAUGGACCACUUUAUGGUACACUCAAUAAUCCUGCAGACCAGAUGGAUGUUAUUGGAGUUGGAGGCAUUAACUUUGAAAACCAAAUUGCCCGCUUUUCUUCACGUGGAAUGACUACUUGGGAGUUACCUGCUGGAUAUGGUCGACUGAAGCCAGAUAUUGUUACAUAUGGAUCUGCUGUAAGGGGUUCUAGUCACAAAAAUGGCUGUCGUUCAUUGUCUGGAACCAGCGUAGCAUCCCCUGUUGUUGCAGGAGCAGUCACACUCUUGGCAAGUGCAGUAACUGACAGAGCCAGUGUGAUCAAUCCUGCUAGUAUGAAACAAGCAUUGAUGGUGUCAGCAAAGAGGUUACCUGGUGUCAAUAUGUUUGAACAAGGUCAUGGCAAGCUUGAUCUACUCCGAACAUACCAAACUCUACAAACUUACAAACCUCAAGCAAGCUUGAGCCCCAGUUACAUUGAUUUGACUGAAUGCCCUUACAUGUGGCCCUAUUGCACUCAACCAAUAUACCAUGGUGGGAUGCCAGUUAUUAUUAACGUGACCAUAUUGAAUGGAAUGGGUGUGACUGGACGUAUAGUGGACAAACCUUUGUGGCAGCCUUAUGCUCCUCAGUUCGGUAAUUACAUUGAUGUGGCUUUCUCAUAUUCUCAAACGUUGUGGCCCUGGUCAGGUUACUUAGCCAUUGCUAUAGCUGUCGGAAAAAGUGCUGCGAAUUGGCAAGGGAUUGCACAGGGACUGGUUACUGUUACCGUUGAAUCUGCUCCUGAGGAAGGGGAAGAUAGUCCACGUGUAUCCACAGCUAAAUUACCAGUUCGGGUUAAAAUUAUUCCAACUCCUGUACGAAGCAAAAGAAUCUUAUGGGACCAAUAUCAUAAUCUGCGCUACCCUCCAGGUUAUUUUCCAAGAGAUAACUUACGUAUGAAGAACGAUCCACUUGAUUGGAAUGGAGACCAUAUACAUACCAACUUCAAAGACAUGUAUCAACACUUAAGAAAUAAUGGAUAUUUUGUUGAAGUAUUAGGAUCACCAUAUACCUGCUUUGAUGCCAGUCAAUAUGGAACUCUUCUUGUGGUGGAUGCUGAAGAAGAAUAUUUUCCAGGAGAAGUGACAAAACUGAAACGUGACAUUGAUAAUGGUUUAUCUCUCAUUGUUUUUGCUGACUGGUAUAAUGUAUCUGUGAUGAGGAAAGUGAAAUUUUAUGAUGAAAAUACUCGACAAUGGUGGAUGCCUGACACGGGUGGUGCCAAUAUUCCUGCCAUUAAUGACUUAUUGGCAUCAUUAGGAAUGAUGUUUAGUGAUCAAGUGUUUGAAGGAGAACUCUUCCUUGGAGGCCACGAAUUGUAUUAUGCAUCUGGUACAAGUAUAACAAAGUUUCCUCCAGAUGGGAUAGUUAUCUCACAUAAACUCAAAGACCAAGGCUACGAAGUUCUUCAAAGUCGUCCUCGAACUGUAGAGCAUGUUCCAGUUUUAGGCUUACACCAAACAACAGCCAAACCUACAUCUGGUCGUGUUGCAAUCUUUGGAGAUUCCAAUUGUUUGGAUAACAGCCACAUGCUGAAAGAUUGCUUCUGGUUACUAAAAGCCUUAUUGGAAUAUACCGCUCACAAGACUUUACCAUCAAUAUUUCAAGGUUAUGAAAAGCGACCCUCUUGGCCUAGAGUGAAUUUACCAGAAAGAAUGGAAGGUAACCACUUGCACCGUUAUUCAAAAGUUCUGGAGGGACACUUAGGCAACCCCAAACCUCGACCUCUGCCACCUUGCCCUCAUCAAAGCUGGGCAGCUCCACACCUCCUGAACAUAUCAGCCCCUUCGAAUCUGUUCCAGCAACCAAAACUAUUGUCAGUUGACAUUGGCCAGCAAUCUAAUUGGCGAAAUGCACACCACUUCCCAAUGAAGAUUCCUGAUAAAGCAAUUCCAGUCAUUGAAACACGUAGAAUAGAAUUUCCUAUAACCUAUGAUGGGUUAAGUUUCUAUCCUCUGUUUGCACUUGUGACCACUCUGCUUGUCCUAAUGUUUCUCAUCAAUCAAUAUUGCAAACACAAACCUCGACCAAAGAAGAAGAAGUCUUUUGUACGAAAGGUGCAACACAUACUGUUGAGUCGAGUCCCCAGCGUCUGAUACUGUGAUCGCAACCAGUGAUGUUUUGUUUGUAGGUUCAAAUUCUUGUUCUGUUGAAUAAUGCAAAAUAUCAAAGAGAAAGUCAAGUAUGAGAAGACAACUGUUAGAAAAAAAAAAAAAAGCAAAAAAGGAGAGAAAAACAAGCAAUGUAAUUUCUAUGACUCUUUUGGAACUAGAACUGCUGGCAGUAUCUCCAGAAUUCCGUUGACAUGAAAAUGGCAAAUUCUAAAAUCGUUUUUGUUUCUUCUAUCAGAAACUUUACCCCCCCCCCCCCCUCAAAACAACCCUACCAUUUUAUUUUCAUUCGCCCAAAUAUAUUGAUUCUAAUUACAAAUGGAGUAAUAACAUUUAUAUAAUAUAUA